CAACAACUCUUCCCGACUUGCGCCACAACCUGAUCGCCGCCGCUCAACAAAUACCACACGCACGCACGAACGCCGGCGGAAAUGAACGUGACGUGCACGACGACGAACAACCUCACCACGGUGGUGUGUGAUGGUAUCCGUUUCACUCAAGAAACAUCACACUACCUGACUCCGGGAUCUGCAGAGUUCUUCGUCAACAUUGGUAUUUCUGCAGCGUUAGUGUUGUUGGCGGGUGUCUUCAGCGGCCUGACGCUGGGCUUGCUCAGCUUGGACAGCACGCAGUUGCAGGUUCUCUCCGAGGCAGGCAAACCAGAGGAACAAAAGUAUGCCAGGCGCAUCAAACCACUUGUCAAGCGACAUCACUUGCUCCUCGUCACUCUACUUUUGGCGAAUGCGGCUGUGAACGAGUCGCUGCCGUUGUUUCUGGAUGACCUUGUGCCCGAGUACAUUGCCAUCAUCAUCUCCGUCACGGCAGUGCUGAUGUUUGGCGAAGUCAUUCCACAGGCCCUCUGCUCUAAAUAUGGCCUUGCGAUUGGCGCGUUCUUUGCACCGAUGGUGACGCUGCUCAUGCUGGUGAUGCUGCCCAUUGGCUGGCCGCUCUCCAAACUCCUCGACCUCAUCCUCGGCGAGCAUCACUCUGCGUUCUUCCGCCGUGCGGAACUCGGCGUCCUGGUGAACAUUCACACCACGAACGACGAGGACAACGAGGAGCCGCUGACGAGCGAGGAAGUUGCCAUCAUCCAGGGAGCGCUCGAACUCAACUCAAAGACUGCGGAGGACGCGAUGCAGCCGCUGGACGUCAUCUACAUGCUGCACGUGGACCGCGUGUACUCGACAGCGCUCGCUGAAGAGAUUCUCGAGCGCGGGCACAGCCGCAUUCCUGUCUUCAAGGACACCCGCCACAAGACAUCGCACUUUAUUCUAACAAAGACGCUCAUCCAAUAUCACAAGAACUCAAAUGUCCGCAUCGCCGACAUCCGCAAGCACGCGCUGACGCCAUUCCCGCGCAAUAUGGGCCUCUACGCGUGCCUGAAGAAGUUCAGGGAGGGCAAGUCGCACAUUGGUGCUGUCCUCAACGAAGACAGAGAGGUGAUUGGCAUCUUGACGCUUGAGGACGUGAUUGAGGAGCUGCUGGGCGCAGAGAUUGUUGACGAGACGGACCAGUUUGUCGACGUCGCAAGGCGCAUUCUUGCGAGCCGGCGGCGACUAUCGAGCACACAGCGCGCGUCGUCAUCUGCAAUGAUAUCGCGAACGGCUACGGCCGUGCGGGCGGCAGGCGCGAUACAGGUCAGCGACGCCGUGUCUGUGGAUACGGGGAUAACAAACGGUGGCGGUGGCGGUGGUGGUGGCUCCUCCGAGCGCACGCCGCUGCUGCGUACGAUUCCCGUCUCUGAACCGGUGAUGCCCAUUAUGGAGGCGUCGACAGAGGACGAUGGCGACGGCGCAUUUGACUAAAAUGGUCGCAUCCACCCGCGCGCCCACGCGCAUUUCAUACACACAGACCCAAACUUUGUGUUGUCCUCAUGACAGAGUCAACCGAAUACACACAGAGACAAAAGGA
Messenger RNA from Salpingoeca rosetta, 1561 nucleotides. RefSeq lists its product as uncharacterized. The record is from RefSeq and is a predicted model, not a curated record. Gene Ontology annotation, cellular component: intracellular membrane-bounded organelle. NCBI's taxonomy places the organism in Eukaryota, Choanoflagellata, Craspedida, Salpingoecidae. The coding region runs from base 82 to 1455 and encodes 457 amino acids. The transcript is spliced from 11 exons. Gene Ontology annotation, biological process: magnesium ion homeostasis.